AUGCCGGGCCACGAGGACGCGCCGAUGAGCGCAGCUUCCCGCGGCGGCGACCGCCGGAGUCAAAGCCCGAGCGCUCGUAGUAGCGCUCACGGCGCGCAAAGCGCUCAGGGCGCGCAAGCCGCCAGCCCAGCGCUGAGCGCGCAGAGCGUUCCCCCAGCCGCAGGAUCUCCGCUUCUUGGAGGCGCGGGGUGGCGGAACGACGCGAGCGCGGAGGUCUCGCCGCGCGCGGCUUUUGUAGGCGAAUCAUCUGCGGAGCGGCAAGUUUUGUCGGAGCAGGUGGAGGUGGAGGAGAUGCUUAGCGCGCCUGGUGCGGUAGGCGGCGGGCGGUACGGCGGAACUCCCGCGGAGACGCUUGCGCGGAUCACGGCGCGGUUCGGGGCGAGCCAACUUGCGACGGACGCGCCGCGGUUGCUACAAUCGGCGGCUGCUCACGGAGGGGAAAAUGCGACGGCAGAAGCUGCGCGGUACGGCGGAACGGCACGAGAGGGCGCGGCGGAGUCAGAAGUGCGGGGAGAGUUCGGCGCGGAGGGUGCGGAGGGGGCGGAAAGCGGAAUGUAUGAGGGCCUGCUGGAAGCGGUGAUCCGCGCGCGACCGGCGCGCGGAAUGGCGGAACCGCAGCAACGAGGCGGAAGUGCCGUUACUAUCACUAGCGGCGGAACGACGGAGAGGCAAGGGGUGAAGGCGGCGGCAAACGCGCCGGGCGGAAAGGCCGCGCUGAUGGAAGUGUCAUUAGCGGAACUUGAGGCUUCGAUAUCCGCGCUACAGGCAUCCCUUCUACAGCAACAACAACACCACCCGCGACAGAAGGAACAACAGGCGCAGCCGCAGCAAGAGGGAUUGGAGCGAGAGGGCGAGGCGACGGCGAGCGGAGAAAGGUUCCCCGCACAAGCUGACGGCGCGAGGAGCGAAAGCGCGGAACAAUUCGGCCAAACCCUAAACUCGGAGCGGAAUGACAUUACUCAUUCGAAUUUCAGCACGCAAUCGGUAGGGGGGAAUUUCACUCCCAGCAAUUUCGAGUCGUUCAACUUGAAAUCAUCCCAGCCGUUGCUUCGGGUGUCCGCGGAAGGUUUCAGCGGAUCCCCUUUCCCCGCGUGCGCGAACGAACAUGGCGCCGCUUUUGCGGCUGGCGGCGGCUGCGGCGCCGCUGAUGAUGACGAUGUGGUGGAACCGGCGCAGCCCGCGGAAACGGCGGUAUUCGCGCGGCCGCUCCCGCUUCUCUCCGCGGUGGACCCGAAUCAAGAGGCAAUGGUCGCGCUCGCCGCUUCCGUGUCCCCCCCAGGCGCGCCCCUCGCCAUUCCGCUGCUGCAGCCCAGCGCCUCCCCCGCGCAACACGCUCCCGCGUGGGGCAGCCCCUUCCCCGCGAGCUUCGGCGCCGCCAGCGCGCGACGCGCGGCGGAAAGCCUUGAGCAUCGGGCGGAACGGUGGCGCGCGCGAAAUGGUGGCGCGGAUACCGCCGCCGUCCCUACGACUGCGACAAGGCACGCGGCUUUCACCCGCGGCAGCGGCGGCGGCGGCGGUGGCGGCAGCGGCGGCAAUGGCAGGAGCAAUAUCAGCGUCGGGCGAGCGAUUAUCAUUCCCGCGAGCCUAUCAAACACUUUCUCCCCCUCCUUCUCCCCCUCCUCCUCCCCCUCCUUUGCUGCCGCCUCGUCGCUCUCCCCGUCCUCCACCGCAAUUCUCGGUGCUCUGCCCGCCCUCCAGCCGUCCAUGCUGAACCCUGCCCGCCCGCCCUCCGAUCCUGCUCGCUGCAGCCCUGCAUGCCCCAGCACUGACCUUCCCUCACCAGACCGGCUCCCAACAACCGGGAUGCAAGCACCAGAAGCGGCAGCAGCAGCAGCAGCAGCACGUUCAGAAGGGUGCAUGCUAUGUGGGAUGCUAGGGGGUGAUGUGAAGGUGGUGGUGGGGACGAUCGGACAUGCCUGCUCUACCUGCCUGGCGAUUAACGAAUCUGCCUUUCCCGAACCUAUCUUUGCUGAGGCUUUCUCCGAGGCUAUGGCCGAACCCAGUCCCCGGACCUCCUUGGCAGCGGCAGCAGAAGCAGCAGAAGCAGCAGCAGCAGCAGCAGCAGCAGCAGCAGCAGCAGCAGCAGCAGCAGCAGCAGCAGCAGCAGCAGCAGCAGCAGCAGCAGCAGCAGCAGCAGCAGCAGCAGCAGCAGCAGCAGCAGCAGCAGCAGCAGCAGCAGCAGCAGCAGCAGGACCAACAGCAGCAGCAGUCUUCGUUCAACCACCACACCUCUGCUCCUCUAUCCGGACCAGCUGCCCCUUUUCUCAACCCAUGGAGCUCACAAUCCAUUCUUUCUUCCUCCGCCUCUGCUCCCCUUCUCUCGGCCUCUCUUUCCAAUCCUCUAGGCUUUGCAGAGGCCUGCAGUUCCGCAUCUGA
This is a messenger RNA of Closterium sp. Yama58-4, 2376 nucleotides long. The record is from the annotation of a GenBank genome assembly. Lineage: Eukaryota; Viridiplantae; Streptophyta; Zygnematophyceae; Desmidiales; Closteriaceae.